This is a messenger RNA of Erigeron canadensis, 1599 nucleotides long. RefSeq names its product protease HtpX homolog. The record is from RefSeq and is a predicted model, not a curated record. Gene Ontology annotation, biological process: CAAX-box protein processing. Bases 111 to 1142 code for a protein of 343 amino acids. Gene Ontology annotation, cellular component: endoplasmic reticulum membrane. The transcript has 9 exons. NCBI's taxonomy places the organism in Eukaryota, Viridiplantae, Streptophyta, Magnoliopsida, Asterales, Asteraceae. Gene Ontology annotation, molecular function: metalloendopeptidase activity.
AUAGGUACGGUUGUGAACAAGACACACAUACAAACACAACACCAAUCAAACCUAAAUACAGUAGUAUUGUACGACUACGAGUAAUAAUCUUCUACAGUUAAUUAAUAAUAAUGGCAGCUAUGGCUAAUUCCCUACCUUCCUUGAAUUUGGCCCUUACCAAAUCAUCAUCAUCAUCAUCAUCUUCCUAUUCUUCUGCACCCUUCUGUUUCGCCACGAAUCCCACAAGUUAUAAGUUUGGAGCAUUGAAGAAGCAGCAAAAAGGAAUUCAGAUAUCUGUUUGUAAAGCAUCGGCAGCAGCAGGAAGUACAUUUGCGUUGUCGACGUUUCGUGAUCUUGACGCCGAUGACUUUAGACAUCCUCUUGACAAACAGAACACGCUGCUUUUGCGGGCAAUUCCGGGUUUGAACGAGAUUGGAAAAGCUCUGCUAGGAACCAUUGCAGAACAGGUCAUGGUACUUGAAAAUAUCGGAACCUCUGUUCUUGUAUCUGAAAAUCAGCUUUCAGAACUUCAUCAGUUAAUGGUUCAGUCAGCAGAAGUACUGAAAAUUGAAGCUCCUGACCUGUAUGUGCGUCAAAGUCCAGUACCUAAUGCGUAUACUCUAGCCAUCAAUGGUAAAAAGCCAUUUGUUGUUGUUCAUACAAGCCUUAUUGAGCUUCUUUCAAGAAAGGAAUUACAGGCUGUUUUGGCUCAUGAGCUAGGACACCUUAAGUGUGAUCAUGGUGUAUGGUUGACGGUUGCAAAUAUUCUUACCGUUGGAGCCUACACUAUACCUGGCAUCGGAGGUAUGAUAGCUCAGAAUUUAGAAGAACAACUAUUUCGCUGGCUCCGAGCUGCAGAGCUUACCUGUGAUCGGGCUGCCCUUCUUGUUGUUCAAGAUCCCAAGGUGGUCAUCUCUGUUUUAAUGAAACUCGCUGGAGGAUGCCCAUCUUUAGCCGAUCAAUUGAAUGUGGAUGCUUUUCUGGAGCAAGCCAGAUCUUAUGACAAAGCAUCUGCAAGCCCAGUAGGAUGGUACAUAAGAAAUGCACAGACUAGACAACUUUCACAUCCCCUUCCUGUACUAAGAGCUCGUGAGAUUGAUGAGUGGUCAAGAAGUCCAGAUUAUAAAUCUCUUAUGAAACGGGCAGUUAUUACGACCCCUUAGAAGGAAGUUUAGCCGAUAGGGGAAAGAUCAAAUUUUAUCAGUUACGUACUUACGUGUGAGUUUGAUAAGCUAUGUACUCUUGCUAUGCUGGCAUUGAUUGGAUAAGCGUUCAUCUGCUACUAAUAUAGCGACUACACUGGUUCAUUUGAAGACAAAUGCCACCACCUUAUAAGGCUAUACAUACUCAAAUAUACAAGACCAUAUAGAUCUGUACAAGUUUCAGUAUCAUAUUUCAAAACACGGUAGCUUGUGGCUUAUACUCCUUAUGAAGUCUGGUUUAGCUAAAUAUGUAAUCUAAAGAUCAGCUUUUCCAUGGCGUACGACUCUUACAUGACUAUAUAUUUGGUCGAGUAUUCAAUGUCAAUAGUACAAUUAAUUUGUAUAUGAAGAUAAAAUCCUAUAAAAAGUGGUACGAGCAGAUCAUGCCAAGAAUGCCCCACUGCCCCACUUUGAUAUU